GACAGACAGCAGAUGAAAUCAAAGGGAUAGAAACUGCUGCUUCCAAUUAUUUAUCUCCGUCUGUUCCGAAAUAUAUAUAUAUAUAUAUAUAUAUAUAUAUAUAUAUAUAUAUAAAGCAAAAAAAAACAUUCAACGGUAUCAUGAGUUGAUUUUAUCGCAGUUUUAGGAGAAGAUCUUGGGCAGGGGCUGAACAUGCGUCCCUGCUCUACUGUCAUGCACCUGCUGCUGCGAUGCAUGCGUGGAUGUGGCAGAUACAGUCGCAGUCGCAUGCCCAGAAGACUGAGGCAGCCUGUGAGCUACAUCAAACUGAUCUUCAAAUCCCUUUAUUUUAACUCGCUCACUAACUCAGAAGUGGUACUGGACUGCAUCCUUGAACCAGUGUUUUGGACGGUGGAGAUUGUCACACGUUGGUUUGGAAUGGUUUUUGUGUUUUUAGUAGUAGCUCUUACCAGUUCUGUGGUUUUCAUCGCAUACUACUGCCUUUUACCAUUGGUCCUUCGAACGUACUCUCCUGGCUGGAUGAUGUGGCACAUUUGUUAUGGGAAUUGGAUCUUGGUCAUGAUAGUCUUCCAUUACUACAAAGCUACAAACACUCCUCCGGGAUACCCUCCGAAGAUGAAAAAUGAGGUCCCGUUUGUGUCGUUCUGUAAAAAGUGUGUCAUUCCUAAACCAGCACGAAGUCAUCACUGUGGGAUCUGUAAAACAUGUAUUCUAAAAAUGGAUCAUCAUUGCCCUUGGCUUAACAACUGUGUUGGCCAUUACAAUCAUCGUUACUUCUUCUCCUUUUGCCUCUAUUUGACUUUGGGCUGCAUGUAUUGUAGCAUCAGUGGGCGCCAUCUGUUUAUCGAUGCAUACAAUGCCAUAGAUCAAUUCAGACAUUUGGAAGCGGAGAAACAGGGUGUCCCGGUGACAGGGAUUGGGUUGCUCAUCGGCAUUGUACCUUCAGAAGGCGUGGCUGGGAAGGGACUACAGGAGAUUUCGCAACCUCCAUACACCUACAAAGACAGGAUGUUUCACAAGAGUGUUAUCUACAUGUGGGUCCUUACAAGCACAGUGUCAGUCGCCUUAGGAGGUCUCACACUGUGGCAUGCUAUACUUAUCACCCGUGGAGAAACCAGCAUUGAACGCCAUAUAAACAACAAAGAGGCCAAACAUUUGGCAAGACGUGGAAAGGUCUAUCGUAAUCCUUUUAGUUAUGGUAAACUAAACAACUGGAAGGUGUUCUUCGGCGUAGAAAAGAGAAGUCAUUGGCUGACACGUGUUCUCCUUCCAUCUGGACACACGCCAUAUGGUGACGGACUGACAUGGGACAUUUACCCUCUUAAAAAAGACAUGAUGCCAGUCUGAGACAUUAAAGACUUAACUGUCUUAGUUGGCGAUGACCAACAUGCUCAUCAGGGUGAGUCUCACCCGCUGUGCCAAGGCUGAAUGCAGAACCAGAGCCCCGGGAACACAGGAGUCUGCAGAGCCCAGAUUUAGACAGUGAUCUCACUGGAUGACUUUUGCUCUUUCUGACAAAAUGAAAGGGCUGCCCUCCAAAAAUAUCAUGCAUAUUUUGGAUGUUUCUAUCAAUAUUUUAUAAUGAAAUCAUGACAGUUGUCUGUGCGAUCUAUGGAAGAUGCUGUGCUUAAAGGGAUAGUUCACCCAAAAAUGAAAAAAAAAAACUGUCACCAUUUACUCACCCUCCACUUCUUCCAAACCUGUAUGAGUUUCUUUCUUCUGUUGAACACAAAAAGAUAUUUUGAAGAAUGUUGGUAACCAAACAGUUAACAGUUGCCAUUGAUUUCCAUAGUAUGGAGAGAGAGAAAAAAUACUAUGAAAGUCAGUGGCUACUGUCAACUGUUACCAAAAAGGUAUCAUCUUUUGUGUUCAACAGAAGAAAUAAACUCAUAAAGAGUAGAGGUGAGUAAAUGAUGACAGUAUUUUCAUUUUUGGGUGAACUAUUCUUUUAAAGUAGGGUUUGUAGCCAUGUGGGGCUUGAUGUUUGAUUAUGUAAAUAUGAUUUUCAACUCCUUAUUUAUAGCACCUACAGUAUCAUUAUUUAAAUGCACUGAAAUCCAAUACUUCAUUUCCAAAGUCAACCACAUCUGAAGAAACUUGCCUAGAAUUUUAUUAUAUGUUAAAUAAAUGUUUUUUUUUAACAGCA
Messenger RNA from Onychostoma macrolepis, 2146 nucleotides. It is a transcript of the gene zdhhc16a, whose product is annotated as zinc finger DHHC-type palmitoyltransferase 16a. The record is from RefSeq and is a predicted model, not a curated record. The coding region runs from base 193 to 1347 and encodes 384 amino acids. The transcript is spliced from 11 exons. Gene Ontology annotation, cellular component: Golgi apparatus. Gene Ontology annotation, biological process: protein palmitoylation. Gene Ontology annotation, molecular function: palmitoyltransferase activity. Lineage: Eukaryota; Metazoa; Chordata; Actinopteri; Cypriniformes; Cyprinidae.